CGCCCGGCCCUCCGCCCAGCCCCCUCCCCGUUGCCGGGUGUCUCUAUCGACAGGAAGCAGCAGCAGCCAGCAUCAGCCGCCUCUUCGGCCUCCUGUCGCUACCGUUAUUAUUAAUAAUAUUAGAAAUAAUUGUCGCCGGUGUCCGGUAUCCCGAUGGCUGGCACGUGCCUUGAGGCGGUAAAGCGGAAGAUUAAAGUGCUGCAGCAGCAGGCCGACGACGCCGAGGAACGAAACGAGCGCCUGCAGCGGGAGCUCGACAUCGAGCGAAAGACCCGGGAGAAUGCUGAGACGGAGGUGGCCUCCUUGAACAGGCGCAUCCAGCUGGUUGAGGAAGAGUUGGACCGUGCCCAGGAACGCCUUGCGACAGCCCUGCAGAAACUGGAAGAGGCCGAGAAGGCAGCAGAUGAGAGUGAGAGGUGAGACUGA
Rhincodon typus (whale shark) is the source of this 426-nucleotide messenger RNA. RefSeq names its product tropomyosin alpha-3 chain-like. The record is from RefSeq and is a predicted model, not a curated record. Gene Ontology annotation, cellular component: actin filament. Lineage: Eukaryota; Metazoa; Chordata; Chondrichthyes; Orectolobiformes; Rhincodontidae. The transcript has 2 exons. Gene Ontology annotation, biological process: muscle contraction; actin filament organization. Gene Ontology annotation, molecular function: actin filament binding. Bases 154 to 420 code for a protein of 88 amino acids.